Molecule: messenger RNA, 2635 nt
Organism: Paramecium primaurelia
Lineage: Eukaryota; Ciliophora; Oligohymenophorea; Peniculida; Parameciidae
Source: the annotation of a GenBank genome assembly
AUGAAACACAGUAUAAUUUGGUUGUGUUUUUUUGCUUUAUUCUUCACAAAUGCCAUAAACAUGUAAGCUAAAAAAAUAAAUAGAGUAUAUAGGAAGAAUAAGUACCUUUAUAACCUGAGUAAUAAAAACAAAAGAUUCAACAUAUCAAACUCAAUGAAAAAAUUGUGAAUGUAAAAGACUCACAAGAUUUCUAUAAUUUUGUGGCUUUAAAUCAAAAAAAAUUGUUUGAAAAUUAAUUCAUUUAGAAAUCUUCUGCCUCUGAAAAUCUAAGAUUACAUAAUUUUAAAAACAUCCAAUACACAGCAGAUAUAGGAAUUGAUUAAUCUGGAAAUGUUUUUAAAGUUGUAUUAGACACAGGUAGUGCAAAUCUUUGGAUUGAUUCAAAUAGAUGUUAAGAGCCAGGUUGUUUGAGACAUAAACAAUACAAACACGAAGACAGUCAUUCGUUUUUGCCAUUAAAUUAAGAAUUAACAGUAGAAUUUGGUAGUGGAGAAUUAAAAGGAAUUGUUAAUUCUGAUUCUAUAUAUUUUGGAGAUAUUAAAUUACCUAGAUAAAACUUAGCUGAAAUAACAAGUGAAAAUGGAAUUAUUUUCAAAAGUCUUGAUUUUGAUGGAAUUCUUGGUUUAGCAUAUCCAUAGAUGGCUCCCAAAAAUUUUAAUCCUGUCUUUGAUAAUAUGAUGUAAUAAAAUGCUCUAGAAAAAAUUAAUUUGCCUUUUAUUUUGCCAAAGAUCCAAAUGAUAUUACACAUAGUAAAUUUACUUUAGGUGGAUAUAAUGAAGCUCAUAUUGAUGGAGAUAUUAAUUAUCAUAAUGUUAUUGAUAAAUAUUAUUGGAUGAUUAAAGCUGAUAGUAUUUUAGUAGGAGGUUAAGACAUUGGAUUAUGUAAUGAUGGAUCAUGUAAAUUAAUUGUUGAUACUGGAACAUCCAUUAUGAGUGGACCCAUGGAUGAUGUAGGCACUUUAUUAAGGAAUUUGAAUGUAAAGGAUCAUUGUUCCUAAAGCAAAUCCUUUCCUACAAUUACAUUCAAAAUUGAUGGAAUUGAUUACACUUUAGAACCUGAAGAAUAUGUCAAACCUACAACUAAUGAUAAUUCUGCAUUUGCUGAAAUGAAUAGCUCAGAAGAUUGUAUAUAAUUUAAAUCUAUUAUAGAAUCUAUGGUUGAAGUAAAUAGUUGGGAUUGUAUUGCUUCUUUUAUUCCCUUAGAUAUUCAAGAACCUUAAGGACCAGCUUGGAUUCUUGGAGAUGUCUUCUUAAGGAAAUAUUAUAGCAUCUAUGAUAGAGAUAAUGAUAGAGUUGGUUUUGCAAAAUCUAAAUAAUGAUUGAACACCCAUUANUUUGGUUGUGUUUUUUUGCUUUAUUCUUCACAAAUGCCAUAAACAUGUAAGCUAAAAAAAUAAAUAGAGUAUAUAGGAAGAAUAAGUACCUUUAUAACCUGAGUAAUAAAAACAAAAGAUUCAACAUAUCAAACUCAAUGAAAAAAUUGUGAAUGUAAAAGACUCACAAGAUUUCUAUAAUUUUGUGGCUUUAAAUCAAAAAAAAUUGUUUGAAAAUUAAUUCAUUUAGAAAUCUUCUGCCUCUGAAAAUCUAAGAUUACAUAAUUUUAAAAACAUCCAAUACACAGCAGAUAUAGGAAUUGAUUAAUCUGGAAAUGUUUUUAAAGUUGUAUUAGACACAGGUAGUGCAAAUCUUUGGAUUGAUUCAAAUAGAUGUUAAGAGCCAGGUUGUUUGAGACAUAAACAAUACAAACACGAAGACAGUCAUUCGUUUUUGCCAUUAAAUUAAGAAUUAACAGUAGAAUUUGGUAGUGGAGAAUUAAAAGGAAUUGUUAAUUCUGAUUCUAUAUAUUUUGGAGAUAUUAAAUUACCUAGAUAAAACUUAGCUGAAAUAACAAGUGAAAAUGGAAUUAUUUUCAAAAGUCUUGAUUUUGAUGGAAUUCUUGGUUUAGCAUAUCCAUAGAUGGCUCCCAAAAAUUUUAAUCCUGUCUUUGAUAAUAUGAUGUAAUAAAAUGCUCUAGAAAAAAUUAAUUUGCCUUUUAUUUUGCCAAAGAUCCAAAUGAUAUUACACAUAGUAAAUUUACUUUAGGUGGAUAUAAUGAAGCUCAUAUUGAUGGAGAUAUUAAUUAUCAUAAUGUUAUUGAUAAAUAUUAUUGGAUGAUUAAAGCUGAUAGUAUUUUAGUAGGAGGUUAAGACAUUGGAUUAUGUAAUGAUGGAUCAUGUAAAUUAAUUGUUGAUACUGGAACAUCCAUUAUGAGUGGACCCAUGGAUGAUGUAGGCACUUUAUUAAGGAAUUUGAAUGUAAAGGAUCAUUGUUCCUAAAGCAAAUCCUUUCCUACAAUUACAUUCAAAAUUGAUGGAAUUGAUUACACUUUAGAACCUGAAGAAUAUGUCAAACCUACAACUAAUGAUAAUUCUGCAUUUGCUGAAAUGAAUAGCUCAGAAGAUUGUAUAUAAUUUAAAUCUAUUAUAGAAUCUAUGGUUGAAGUAAAUAGUUGGGAUUGUAUUGCUUCUUUUAUUCCCUUAGAUAUUCAAGAACCUUAAGGACCAGCUUGGAUUCUUGGAGAUGUCUUCUUAAGGAAAUAUUAUAGCAUCUAUGAUAGAGAUAAUGAUAGAGUUGGUUUUGCAAAAUCUAAAUAAUGA